Zea mays is the source of this 438-nucleotide messenger RNA. RefSeq lists its product as uncharacterized. The transcript has a single exon. NCBI's taxonomy places the organism in Eukaryota, Viridiplantae, Streptophyta, Magnoliopsida, Poales, Poaceae. The record is from RefSeq and is a predicted model, not a curated record. The coding region runs from base 1 to 438 and encodes 145 amino acids.
AUGGCCGUAUACCUACCGGUGUCCGUCCGUCUAGACCAAAUUGAUGGUCGUAUACCUACAGGAGAACAAGAACAGGCUCCCUAUAUGUACACGGAUUAUCUUGGGGGGGCGGGGGGGACUAGAUUCCUUGGUGAACAUACAGAGCAGUGCGUCGAACUAGUACUGAAAUCUGAAACUGCACUGGGGGACUCACCUUGCUACGGCGCGGCGACGGACGGCGGAGACGAGAUUGCGGGAGUGGAGGGGAGGGAAGGGGGAAAGAUGCGGCGAUGCGGGGACGAUGAGGAGAAGAGGCUCCUCUUUUAUACCAUACCAGGCGAUGCGGGGACGAUGCGGGAGUGGAGGCGCGGGGCGCGCGAGCUGGCGGCCGGCGGCGUUUGCGAGCUGGUGGGAAGCGGGAAAAGAGAGGAAGAGAGACGUGCGGGGUUAGGGAUUUAG